Molecule: messenger RNA, 957 nt
Organism: Cariama cristata (Red-legged seriema)
Lineage: Eukaryota; Metazoa; Chordata; Aves; Cariamiformes; Cariamidae
Gene: UROD
Product: uroporphyrinogen decarboxylase
Exons: 8
Biological process (GO): heme biosynthetic process
Cellular component (GO): cytosol
Molecular function (GO): uroporphyrinogen decarboxylase activity
Source: RefSeq, a predicted model, not a curated record
CACUCCUACCGGUCCCUUGCAGAGUUUCGGGAGACCCGGGCGGCACAGGAUUUCUUCGCCACUUGUCGGAGCCCCAAAUUGUGCUGUGAGCUGACUCUGCAGCCACUCAGACGAUUCCCCCUGGAUGCUGCCAUCAUCUUCUCCGACAUCUUGGUGGUGCCCCAGGCGCUGGGCAUGGAGGUUGUCAUGGUCCCUGGCAAAGGACCCACAUUCACAGAGCCCCUGAAGGAGGUGGAGGAUCUGCUGAAACUGCGACAGAAGGUGGACGUGACCGCGGAACUGGGUUACGUCUUUGAGGCCAUCACGCUGACACGACACAGCCUGGAGGGCAGGGUGCCCCUCAUCGGCUUCUCCGGGGCACCUUGGACGCUCAUGUCCUACAUGAUUGAAGGUGGCGGCUCCACUACAAUGUCCAAGGCCAAGAGCUGGCUCUACCGUCACGCGCUCCAGCUGUUUGAGUCCCAUGCGGGGCACCUGGGUCCGGAACAAUUUCAGGACUUUGCCCUGCCUUACAUCCGAGACAUCGCCCAGGCUGUCAAGAGCAAGCUGAAGGAGGAGACGCUGCCCCUGGUGCCCAUGAUCAUCUUUGCAAAGGAUGCACACUACGCACUGCGCGACCUGGCCCAUGCUGGUUACGAGGUGGUCGGUCUCGACUGGACCAUCCGGCCCCAGGAAGCUCGUGCACAGACAGGGAAAGAUGUGACCCUGCAAGGGAACCUGGAUCCCUGUGCUCUCUACGCACCCAAGGAGAAGAUUGGUGAGUUGGUAAAGAAGAUGCUGGAAGGUUUCGGGACCCAACGCUACAUUGCAAACCUGGGCCAUGGCCUCUACCCCGACAUGAGCCCCGAGCACGUGGGUGCCUUCGUGGAAGCUGUGCAUGCACAUUCCCAAACAAGCACAGCUGAGCCUGGGGGCUUGGGGACAGGACCCCGGUUUGGGCACAGUCACCCCAAGUAG